AUGACCCGCCCAACGCUCAAACUGACCUACUUUGACUCGCCUGGCCGCGCCGAGCUGACACGCCUGGCGCUCUUCCUCCACGACAUCCCGUUCGAGGACGAGCGGGUCAGCUACGCUGAAUUUAUGGCGCGCAAGCCGACGCUGCCGUUCCAGCAACUCCCGACGCUCACUGUCGACGGAGAAGUCUUUGCGCAGUCGCACGGCAUGGCGCGGUAUAUUGGCCACCUUACCGGUCUCUACCCAACGUCCAACCCACUGGGUGCGUACCGCGUCGACGAGAUCCUCGCCGCCUCCGACGACAUUGUCAACACGCUCAUUCCGUCGCUCUUCGAGCGCGACAUGGACAAGAAGCUCGCGAUGCGCAAGGAGCUUGUGGCCGCGACGCUGCCGACCUUGUACGCGUGCGUGGAGGCGCGGCUCGUCGCCGCCAAUUCCCAGGGUCCGUUCCUCUUGGGCGAGACGCUCUCGCUGGCCGACAUUGAACUCUUCGUCAUGCGCAUGAGCAUGCGCUCGGGCCACAUGGACGGCAUUCCGACGACGAUCUGCGACAACUACCCGCGCUGGAACGCGAUCGCGGACGCCGUCGCGGCUCUUCCCAAGGUCCACGCGUGGUAUGCCAGCCGCCAGUAG
This is a messenger RNA of Saprolegnia parasitica CBS 223.65, 630 nucleotides long. RefSeq lists its product as hypothetical. Bases 1 to 630 code for a protein of 209 amino acids. The record is from RefSeq and is a predicted model, not a curated record. Gene Ontology annotation, molecular function: glutathione transferase activity. Gene Ontology annotation, biological process: glutathione metabolic process. NCBI's taxonomy places the organism in Eukaryota, Oomycota, Saprolegniomycetes, Saprolegniales, Saprolegniaceae. The transcript has a single exon.